Messenger RNA from Microplitis demolitor, 1885 nucleotides. Its product is annotated as CDAN1-interacting nuclease 1. Bases 1006 to 1704 code for a protein of 232 amino acids. The record is from RefSeq and is a predicted model, not a curated record. The transcript has 6 exons. NCBI's taxonomy places the organism in Eukaryota, Metazoa, Arthropoda, Insecta, Hymenoptera, Braconidae.
AUUUUUUAAUAUUGAAAAUACUUUCGUGAUGAUAACUCAUCAUUUAGUCAUACAAUAGGAUUGAAAUCCAAGUUCAAUUGAGCGGGUAAAUAAGGAUAGUUUAAAAUUACCACUUUGUAGUGGAUAAUGUCACUUGCCUGUGACUAACAACAUUAAAAAUAUAAAAAUAUUUUAGUUUGUUUCUGUUGGCCAAACUGAGUUCCUGGUAAACUUACCAUAUUAUCAGAUUUGCCGAGCAUACCCCCUAAUAGCACGAUUUGCUUUAGCAAAAGUUUCCUUGAAUUUUUUGUCAAAUGACCGUCAGUUUCAGACUUUUUCGUUUUUGAUGACAAUUGGUAUACAACUUGCCAUACAAUUUGACGUUAAAUUACCACCCGAAUUAGAAUGCAAAUUCACUUCAAAAGUUUUAUACAAAUUGUCUUCAAAAACAAAAAUGCCUGAAAUUGACCGACAUUUGACGAAAAAUUAAAGGAUUUUUUCGUAAAGUUGAACUUUUGCUAAGCAAACCGUGCUAAUUGGGUUUUGUUUCUAAUAAAAAAAAGUUACCUCUACAUUGGGGAAAAAUUAACCGCAAAUUUUACUAUUCAACUUUCGCUGUUAAACUGACAGCAAAGUCAGGCAGCGAAUUGCAGGUAAUUUCAUUGUCAAAUUAUUGUCAAUUUCAAGCUAAAGUAGCCAUUAGGGUAGUUAAUAGUUGACCCAAACUUGCUUAUUCAUUCGUCAUGGGUAAAAUAAUAUUACGCAUUAGGCCUCUUUGUUUGUGCAUACGAGGGUAAUGAAAGCGCUCUCUAGUGUUGAAAAAUCAAGACAGAUUUUAAAAACUUUAAUGUUGAGUCUAUGGAGACUAUAUAGUCUCCAUAGUUGAGUUAAUCAUGCUCCUUCUUGAAACUAUUUAUUCUAAGACGGUAAUAAAUAAGCAUAUAUUAUAGAUGGAAAAAAUUUCUGAAAUCUCAAUUUUUAAGCGUUUCGUCUAAUGCUAUCCAUAGUAUUUUAUCUGCUGAGGUGAUGCAGAGAAUGAAAACAUGUAGAAAUAAAUUGCAUGGCAUUCGAUAUGACCAUUAUGGACAAUACAUAAAAGCUAAAAAAAGCGGACAACGACCUGGAAUAAUUGUUCGACUAGCUGCUGCGGCAAAUUUGCCUCCAGCUUUAUUAGCUCGUGUUAUUUUAGAACGUCAUUUUUCAAAUGAUAACAAAAAAUUUUCUCGUACAUUUAUAUCACAAUAUAUGAAAGAUACAACGCUCAUCCAAGAUCCAGAUUUAGCCUAUGAAGUAUAUUUGUGUGUAUUAUAUGAUGAUCGAAAUGGAUUUAUAUCUGAUUCCCUAUGCUUAGCUAUUGGUAAUGAAUAUGAACUAAAACUUCAACAAUAUUUGAACGAAUGCAAUGCCGCAUAUUCAACGGAAGAUGAUUUAAGAGAACGAGGAUACGACAAAACUCCAGAUGUAAAACUUGAAAUUCCUUUAGCUGUUAAUGGUUUUAUAAUAAACUGGAUUGAGUCCAAAGGACGUUUUGGUUCGCCUGAUAUUCAUAAAACUCAUGUUAAAGAACAAUUUCUCAGCUACUGGAAUCGUUUUGGUCCAGGUCUUGUUAUUUAUUGGUUUGGAUUCGUUGAUAAUAUUGUUGAACCAAGUGAAGAAAAAUUUAUCAUUAUGGAUCAUUUUCCUGAAAAUAUUGUUCAUAUGAAUCCAAUUAUACCAGAAUUAUAAUUUUUACUUAUAACAUUAAUUUUAGUUGUGUCGUAAUUUAAAUUAUUUUUUAAAAAUUUUCAUACUGUAAAUAAUUAUCUAUUUUAAAUUUCAAUUGUUAAUAAUCGAUAAGUAUUACUUAUUUAUUUAUUAAAUACUUCAUAUAAUUUUAACAUAUCGGUAAUUUCAUAUAUUGUAAAUA